Molecule: messenger RNA, 1914 nt
Organism: Stegodyphus dumicola
Lineage: Eukaryota; Metazoa; Arthropoda; Arachnida; Araneae; Eresidae
Biological process (GO): regulation of transcription by RNA polymerase II
Cellular component (GO): nucleus
Molecular function (GO): DNA-binding transcription factor activity, RNA polymerase II-specific
Source: RefSeq, a predicted model, not a curated record
AUGGCUUGUGAAAUAUGUCAAAAACCGUAUGUCUUUACAAACGAUGAUAGUUUUGAUGUUGAUGUGAAACCGCAUUUGUGCACUACCUGUGGUAAAAGUUUCUCGUUAAAAAUUCAGCUUAAGAGGCACCUUUUAUCUCAUGUUGCUGGUGCACCUUAUAUUUGUAGGAAUUGUGAAAAUAAUACCGAAAACCGCGAUACUAAAUCUUACAAUUUGAGACUGACUAAAAAGCCUGAUCAUUAUUGUGAUGUAUGUAACAAAUCUUUCUGUACAAAACGGUUGUUAUUGAUACAUUCACAAGAACAUACUGAACAUAUUGAUGAAAACUAUAGUUGUGAUAAAUGUGAAGAAAGAUUUGUUAAUGCUUUUGACUUGAAGAAACACUCAUUAAUUCAUAAGAGUAAAAAAUCUACCAAUAAAGUUGUUAAAGACAGUAAGGUUGAAUUGUAUAAGUGUAAUACAUGUGACAAAAGUUUUGCUAGUGCGCGCCAUUUAGAGAAGCAUUUUGUAAGUCACAACAAGAAACAUGUUUGUGAUGUUUGCAACAAAAGUUUUGUGUAUCCAAAAGCCUUGCAUAAUCAUCAGGUGAAUGGGAAAUGUAAAAAUAACAGUUCUCAAAGUGACUGCAUUAUUAAUUCAAAUGAAUCAAAUGUAAAGAGCUCUAAUUCAGAUGCUUCUCAGUUGGAAAGCCCGAGUUCAAGUGUUUCUGAAUUUAAAAAUCAGUUUGCAUUAGAUUCCAGUAAUUCUGUUACAAAAAGUAUGUCUAAUUCACCUUUAAAUAUUUCAGUAGCCUCUAAAAUUCAGAAUGAUGCAAAUUUAGAUGAAUCUGGAACUGUUGACAGGAAGCAUGUAUGUGAUAUUUGUGGGAAAAGUUUUGCUCGAAAAAGCAGUCUUGAAGGACACGUGAUAAUACAUAUCUCAGAAUCAUUUGAUAGUGCUGGAGAGGAAGAUGUAUCUGAUGAAGAUCAGGUAUGGAAUACCACUGUUGAAACAAAAGGUGUUGGAAUUGAGGAUUAUGAAGGUUAUCCUAAGAAAAUUAAACUUUCGAAAGUUAAAGUAAAUAAGACUUUAGAAUGCAGCAAUUGUGACUUUAUUUGCAAUUCUAAGAGAAAUUUAAAAGAACACAUGCUAGAACAUGAUAGAGUUUCAUCAGUGGAAGAUAUCCAAGAAGAACAUGAUAAAAUUUCAUUAGUGGAAGAUAUCCAGGAAGAACAUGAUAACGUUUCGUCAGUGGAAGAUAUCCAAGAGAAUGACAAGCCAUGUGAGGACACAUUUAAUUCUAAUGAAGGCCUUAAUGAGCAAAUUGAUACUAAAGAUGAAAAAGAAGAAAAGAAAGAUAAGGAACAAAAAAUAUAUACUUGUCAAAUAUGUAAUAAAGUUUAUCAUAGGAAAAAAAGACUUAAAAAGCAUCUUUUAUUACAUGUUGAAGGGGGUAUUGCUGAACACCACUCAACAGCCUCAGAUGAUUCUGAUGUUUCCAUAUCUUCGAAAGGGCGGAGGAAACGCAGGAAGAACUUCGCAUGUGGAGUUUGUGGAAAACGUUUUGCAGGAGAAACGUGCUUGAGGAAGCAUUCUAUGAAGCACACCGAUGAAGAACGUGAGCAUGGUUGUGAAUUGAAAACUUCAAGAAAAAAGAAACCUGUUAAAGUUCUGAUAUGUGAAUACUGCAAUGAGGAAUUUACUGGGAAAAAACUUGCUUUUGAAAGACACAGACAAAUGCACACUCCAGAAGUUUGUGGGAUUUGUGAUGAGAGAUUUGUAGAUCGACCAAGUCUCAGGGAACAUUGUCGUAUCCAUAUUGGUACUGAGGAAGGACGGAGGUUUAUUGAAUGCAGCCAGAAAGCUCUUGAUGCUAAAAAUGGAGUGCUGCCACCAGAACCGAAAGUAGAGUACAUAUAUUUGGUUUUUCGAUAA